Messenger RNA from Penicillium argentinense, 348 nucleotides. RefSeq lists its product as uncharacterized. NCBI's taxonomy places the organism in Eukaryota, Fungi, Ascomycota, Eurotiomycetes, Eurotiales, Aspergillaceae. The record is from RefSeq and is a predicted model, not a curated record. The transcript has a single exon. Bases 1 to 348 code for a protein of 115 amino acids.
AUGACGAACGCGCUGGCAACCCGGGCGCUCGUGGCAUUGCGUUUCGACGAGGAACAACGUAUUGGUUGCGAUGGUGACUGCAACCGCACCUGGCCCAUCUCAGAGGAGAUGCAGUGGUGUCAGGAUUGCAUCCAUGCCCAUUUUGACGAAGAGUGUAGCCAGAAGAUCCAGCAGAAUGCGCUCCCAUUUUCGGUUUGUAAUAAGACACAUCAAUUCCUCCACGCUCCUAGGAUGGACGAAUCCUUGAAGAGCCUCCCGCAGGGCAUGGUGCCGUUUGGAGAUGAGGUGAUCUCGUUUGAGGAUUGGUUAGGUCGCAUUGGGAAGGAUUAUGUUAGACUGGGGAACUGA